CUGGACAUUCCUGCGUUAAAAAAUCUAUUUUUAUUGAUCUGAUAUCAUAACUUCAUUUUUUUCUGAUUUUUCUUUAGUUCUGAGGCAGAAUCAUUAAAAUAACCAUAAUUUAAAUGUUGGUAUUUGUGGAAUGAACCAAUAGGAUUAAAGAGUUUCACUUUCUGAGUUGAAUUAAUCAACCUUUAAUCUGUAACCUGAUUCAGGCUCUCCGGUGCAGGGCGGUGUGUAAACCGAGCGCACCUUCCGCUGCAGUCUGAUCCGCGCUGUGGGCGGGGGGAGGAAGAGGAGGAGGAGGAGGAUUGGUGGAUUUGAGCUCAGUGCUGCUGCUGCCGUGUUUUCUCUCCGAGCUGCCAGCAGUCCUCCAGGCCGCCCGUCCUUCACUCCCAGCCGGACUCCAGAGCGCUUCAGUCGGCCACCAGGUUUCCUCCAGUCGUCCCGGCUGGCCAAUCACAGCCGCUCUCAGAGGGUCCCACUGAUCCCAGCAGCAGGUAACCGGUGGGCGGAGCAGCGAGCGGCGGUGGGGCCGGAGUCACGGCGAGGUCAUCAUGACGUCGGUGGCGGCGGAGUUCGACCACAUGGAGAUCCAGCAGCAGUACAGCGAAGGCGUCAACAACCGCUGGGACGCCGACGACUGGGACAACGAGAACAGCUCGGCCCGCCUCUUUGAACGCUCACGCAUCAAGGCGCUGGCAGAUGAGCGUGAGGCGGUGCAGAAGAAGACCUUCACUAAGUGGGUGAACUCCCACCUGUCCAGGGUGUCGUGUCGGAUCACUGACCUGUACAUGGACCUGCGUGACGGCCGGAUGCUCAUCAAGCUGCUGGAGGUUCUGUCUGGAGAGAGGCUGCCCAAACCCACCAAGGGCCGCAUGCGGAUCCACUGCCUGGAGAACGUGGACAAGGCCCUGCAGUUCCUGAAGGAGCAGCGGGUCCACCUGGAGAACAUGGGCUCCCACGACAUCGUGGACGGAAACCACCGCCUCACGCUGGGCCUCAUCUGGACCAUCAUCCUGCGCUUCCAGAUCCAGGACAUCAGUGUGGAGACGGAGGACAACAAGGAGAAGAAGUCGGCUAAAGACGCUCUGCUGCUCUGGUGCCAGAUGAAGACUGCAGGGUAUCCAAACGUCAACAUCCACAACUUCACCACCAGCUGGAGAGACGGGAUGGCCUUCAACGCCCUCAUCCACAAACACAGACCUGAUCUGAUCGACUUUGAUAAGCUGAAGAAGUCCAACGCUCACUACAACCUGCAGAACGCCUUCAACCUGGCAGAGCAACACCUGGGGCUGACCAAGCUGCUGGACCCGGAAGACAUCAGCGUUGAACAUCCUGAUGAGAAAUCCAUCAUCACCUACGUCGUCACUUAUUACCACUACUUCUCCAAGAUGAAGGCGCUGAAGGUGGAGGGCAAGAGGAUCGGCAAGGUUCUGGACAACGCCAUCGAGACAGAGAAGAUGAUCGAGAAGUACGAGUCUCUGGCGUCGGACCUGCUGGAGUGGAUCGAGCAGACCAUCAUCAUCCUCAACAACAGGAAGUUCGCCAACUCGCUGGUGGGCGUCCAGCAGCAGCUGCAGGCCUUCAACACGUACCGCACCGUGGAGAAACCGCCCAAGUUCACAGAGAAGGGGAACCUGGAGGUUCUGCUCUUCACCAUCCAGAGUAAGAUGAGAGCCAACAACCAGAAGGUUUUCACGCCGCGCGAAGGAAAGCUCAUCUCCGACAUCAACAAGGCCUGGGAGCGCCUGGAGAAGGCGGAGCAUGAGCGGGAGCUGGCCCUGAGGACGGAGCUGAUCCGCCAGGAGAAGCUGGAGCAGCUGGCCAGACGCUUCGACCGCAAGGCCGCCAUGAGGGAGACGUGGCUGAGCGAGAACCAGAGGCUGGUCUCACAGGAUAACUUUGGAUUCGACCUGCAGGCCGUGGAGGCGGCCACUAAGAAGCAUGAAGCCAUAGAGACGGACAUCGCGGCGUACGAGGAGCGCGUUCAGGCGGUGGUUGCCGUGGCGAGGGAGCUGGAGGCGGAGAGUUACCAUGACAUCAAGCGCAUCACGGCCAGGAAGGACAACGUGAUCCGGCUGUGGGAAUACCUGCUGGAGCUGCUGAAGGCCCGGCGCCACCGGCUGGAGCUCAACCUGGGCCUGCAGAGGGUUUUCCAGGAGAUGCUCUACAUCAUGGACUGGAUGGACGAGAUGAAGAUGCUGCUGCUGUCCCAGGACUACGGGAAGCACCUGCUGGGUGUGGAGGAUCUGCUGCAGAAACACGCUCUGGUGGAGGCCGACAUCUCCAUCCAGGCCGACCGCGUCCGCAACGUCAACAGAAACGCCCAGAAGUUUGCCAGCGACACCGACGGCUACAAGCCCUGCGACCCGCAGGUCAUCCGGGACCGCGUGGCGCACAUGGAGUUCUGCUACCAGGAGCUGAACCAGCUGGCGGCGGAGCGGCGCGCCCGCCUGGAGGAAUCCCGCCGCCUCUGGAAGUUCUUCUGGGAGAUGGCUGAGGAGGAGGGCUGGAUUCGUGAGAAGGAGCAGAUUCUGUCAUUGGAGGAUCAUGGGAAGGAUCUGACGGGAACGGUGCGGCUGCUGAGUCAGCACAAAGCCUUCGAGGACGAGAUGAGCGGCCGCGCCGCCCACCUGCAGCAGACCGUCAGGCAGGGCCAGCAGCUGGUGGACGACAACCACUUUGGAGCCGAGAAGAUCAAGGAGCGCAUUCAGGACAUCCAGGAUCAGUGGGCGACUCUGGAGCGCCUGUCUGCCGUACGGAAAACCCGCCUGCAGGAGGCCUGCAACCUGCACCAGUUCCAGGCUGAUGCUGACGACAUCGACACCUGGAUGCUGGAUGUCCUGCGCAUCGUCUCCAGCGAGGACGUCGGCCAUGAUGAGUUCUCGGCGCAGGCUCUGGUGAAGAAGCACAAAGACGUGGCGGAGGAGAUCAGCAGCUACCGGCCCGUCAUCGAGGCGCUGCACGAGCAGGCGCAGACGCUGCCGCCGCAGAAGGCCGGCUCCCAGGAGGUCCAGGCCCGGCUGGCCGGCAUCGAGGAGCGGUACGCGGAGGUGGCGGAGCUGACCCGGCUCAGGAAGCAGGCGCUGCAGGACGCGCUGGCGCUCUACAAGAUGCUGAGCGAGGCCAGCGCCUGCGAGCUGUGGGUCGACGAGAAGGAGCAGUGGCUCAACGGCAUGGACAUCCCGGAGAAGCUGGAGGACCUGGAGGUGGUCCAGCACCGGUUCGAGAGUCUGGAGCCGGAGAUGAACAGCCAGGCGUCCCGCGUCGCCGUGGUGAACCAGGUGGCCCGGCAGCUGGUCCACAGCGGGCACCCCGGGGAGACCGAGAUCCGGGCCCAGCAGGACAAGCUCAACACCAGGUGGAGCCAGUUCAGAGACCUGGUGGACCAGAAGAAGGAGAACCUGAACUCGGCGCUGGGCGUCCAGAACUACCACCUGGAGUGCAACGAGACCAAGUCCUGGAUCAAGGAGAAGACCAAGGUGAUCGAGUCGACCCAGGAGCUGGGCAACGACCUGGCCGGGGUCAUGGCGCUGCAGAGGAAGCUGACCGGCAUGGAGCGCGACCUGGCGGCCAUCGAGGACAAGCUGGCCGACCUGGACAAGGAGGCGGAGCGCCUGGGGAGCGAACACCCGGAGCAGGCCGGCGCCAUCAGGGGCCGGCUGGCCGAGAUCACCGCCGUCUGGGACGACAUGAAGGGGACGCUGAAGAACCGCGAGGAGUCCCUGGGCGAGGCCAGCAAGCUGCAGCAGUUCCUGCGGGAGCUGGACGACUUCCAGUCGUGGCUGUCCCGCACGCAGACGGUCAUCGCCUCGGAGGACAUGCCCAACACGCUGGCCGAGGCCGAGAAGCUGCUGGCCCAGCACGAGAACAUCAAGAACGAGAUCCGCAACUACGAGGAGGACUACCAGAAGAUGAGGGACAUGGGGGACAUGGUGACGCAGGGCCAGACGGACGCCCAGUACAUGUUCCUGCGGCAGCGGCUGCAGGCGCUCGACACCGGCUGGAACGAGCUGCACAAGAUGUGGGAGAACCGGCAGAGCCUGCUGUCCCAGUCCCACGCCUACCAGCUGUUCCUGAGGGACACCAAGCAGGUCGAGGCCUUCCUCAACAACCAGGAGUACGUCCUGGCCCACACUGAGAUGCCCACCACCCUGGAGGGCGCCGAGGCCGCCAUCAAGAAGCAGGAGGACUUCAUGACCACCAUGGACGCCAACGAGGAAAAGAUCAGCGGCGUGGUUGACACCGGGCGCCGCCUGGUCGCCGAUGGCAACAUCAACAGCGAGCGCAUCCAGGAGAAGGUGGACUCCAUCGACCAGAGACACAAGAAGAACCGGCAGGCGGCCAAAGAUCUGCUGAGCAAGCUGAAGGACAACCGGGACCUGCAGAAGUUCCUGCAGGACUGCCAAGAGCUGUCCCUGUGGAUCAACGAGAAGAUGCUGACGGCUCAGGACAUGACGUACGACGAGGCCAGGAACCUGCACAGCAAGUGGCUGAAGCACCAGGCCUUCAUGGCCGAGCUGCAGUCCAACAAGGAGUGGCUGGACAAGAUCGAAAAGGACGGCCAGGCGCUGACGGCAGAGAAGCCAGAGACGGAGGCCAUGGUGAAGGAGAAGCUGGCGUCCCUGAAGGUCAUGUGGGACGACCUUGAGUCGACCACCCAGACCAAGGCCAAGUGUCUGUUUGACGCCAACAAGGCCGAGCUUUUCACCCAGAGCUGCGCCGACCUGGACAAGUGGCUGACCGGCAUGGACAGCCAGCUGCAGUCUGACGACUUCGGCAAAGACCUGACCUCCGUCAACAUCAUGCUGAAGAAGCAGCAGAUGCUGGAGAGCCAGGUGGAGGUGCGUCAGAAGGAGGUGGAGGAGCUGCAGAAGCAGUCGCAGGCGCUGAGCCAGGAGGGGAAAGGUUCUGACGAGGCGGACGGGAAGCGCAUCAGCGUGGAGAACAAGUUCCAGGCGCUGCUGGCGCCGCUCAAGAUGAGGCGCGACAACCUGAUGGCGUCCCGCGAGAUCCACCAGUUCAACAGAGACGUGGAGGACGAGAUCCUGUGGGUGGAGGAGCGGCUGCCUCUGGCCACGUCCACUGACCACGGACACAACCUGCAGACGGUGCAGCUGCUCAUCAAGAAGAACCAGACGCUGCAGAAGGAGAUCCAGGGCCACCAGCCUCGUUAUGACGACAUCUUUGAGCGCAGCCAGCAGGUCCUGCGGGCCGGCAGCCCCACGGCCGAGCCGAUCCGGCAGAGGCUCACGGAGCUGCAGGCGCUGUGGGAGCGGAUCCGGAAGGAGACGGAGAACCGGCAUUCCCGCCUCGGCGAGGCCCACGAGGCCCAGCAGUACUACUUUGACGCUGCGGAGGCCGAGGCCUGGAUGAGCGAGCAGGAGCUGUACAUGAUGUCUGAGGAGAAGGCCAAGGAUGAGCAGAGCUCGGUGGCCAUGCUGAAGAAGCAUCAGAUCCUGGAGCAGGCGGUGGAGGAUUACGCCGACGCCGUCCAUCAGCUGUCCAGCACCAGCCGGGGCCUGGUGGCCGCAGGACACCCCGACAGCGAGCGCAUCGGCAUGCGGCAGUCGCAGGUGGACAAGCUGUACGCGGGGCUGAAGGACCUGGCGGAGGAGCGGCGCGGGAAGCUGGACGAGCGUUUCCGUCUGUUCCAGCUGAACCGGGAGGUGGACGACCUGGAGCAGUGGAUCGCCGAGAGGGAGGUGGUGGCCGGGUCGCACGAGCUGGGCCAGGACUACGAGCACGUCACGAUGCUGCAGGAACGUUUCCGAGAGUUCGCCCGCGACACGGGGAACAUCGGCCAGGAGCGCGUCGACGGCGUUAACAAGCUGGCGGACGAGCUGAUCAACGCGGGCCACGGCGACGCGGCCACCAUCGCCGAGUGGAAGGACGGGCUGAACGAGGCCUGGGCCGACCUGCUGGAGCUCAUCGACACGCGCACGCAGAUCCUGGCCGCCUCCUACGAGCUGCACAAGUUCUACCACGACGCCAAGGAGAUCCUGCACCGCAUCCUGGACAAACACAAGAAGCUGCCGGAGGAGCUGGGCCGCGACCAGAACACCGUGGAGACUCUGCAGAGGAUGCACACCACCUUCGAGCACGACAUCCAGGCGCUGGGCACGCAGGUCCGGCAGCUGCAGGAAGACGCCGUCCGUCUGCAGUCGGCGUACGCCGGAGAUAAAGCCGACGACAUCCAGAAGAGAGAAGGAGAGGUGCUGGAGGCCUGGAAGAGCCUCCUGGAGGCGGCGGAGGCCCGGCGCUCCAAGCUGCUGGACACGGCCGACAAGUUCCGGUUCUUCAGCAUGGUGCGGGACCUGAUGCUGUGGAUGGACGACGUCAUCCGGCUCAUCGAGGCCCAGGAGAAGCCCAGGGACGUGUCGUCGGUGGAGCUGCUGAUGAACAACCACCAGGGCAUCAAGGCGGAGAUCGACGCCCGCAACGACAGCUUCACGGCCUGCAUCGAGCUGGGCAAGGCGCUGCUGGCCCGGAAGCACUACGCUGCAGAGGAGAUUAAGGAGAAGUUGCUCCAGCUGACGGACAAGAGGAAAGAGAUGAUCGAUAAGUGGGAGGACCGCUGGGAGUGGCUGAGGCUGGUGCUGGAGGUGCACCAGUUCUCGCGGGACGCGGGCGUGGCCGAGGCGUGGCUGCUGGGCCAGGAGCCGUACCUGUCCAGCCGGGAGAUGGGCCAGAGCGUGGACGAGGUGGAGAAGCUCAUCAAGCGCCACGAGGCCUUCGAGAAGUCCGCCGCCACCUGGGAGGAGCGCUUCGCCGCGCUGGAGAGGCUGACCACGAUGGAGUUACUGGAAGUGAGAAGAAGGCAAGAGGAAGAGGAGAGGAAGAGGCAGCCGGCAGAGGCUGCUGAGGCUGCAGCCCAGAGCAGGUGAGGAGGAGGACUGGGAGGGAAACUGGGAGGACUGGGAG
Poecilia latipinna (sailfin molly) is the source of this 6915-nucleotide messenger RNA. RefSeq names its product spectrin beta chain, non-erythrocytic 1. Gene Ontology annotation, cellular component: spectrin. Gene Ontology annotation, molecular function: actin binding; structural constituent of cytoskeleton. The transcript is spliced from 38 exons. Bases 546 to 6878 code for a protein of 2110 amino acids. Lineage: Eukaryota; Metazoa; Chordata; Actinopteri; Cyprinodontiformes; Poeciliidae. The record is from RefSeq and is a predicted model, not a curated record.